Messenger RNA from Musa acuminata subsp. malaccensis (wild Malaysian banana), 1594 nucleotides. Its product is annotated as lysine histidine transporter 1-like. Gene Ontology annotation, cellular component: membrane. Gene Ontology annotation, biological process: amino acid transmembrane transport. Lineage: Eukaryota; Viridiplantae; Streptophyta; Magnoliopsida; Zingiberales; Musaceae. The record is from RefSeq and is a predicted model, not a curated record. Gene Ontology annotation, molecular function: amino acid transmembrane transporter activity.
CAAAUCCGCCUCCAAAUCCGCCUCCAAAUCUUUCACCGAAGAUUACGUCUCCAACUGCAUCUCUAAGCUUACUCUGGAGUUUUGAAGUCUUCAUAGGCCUCUGUUGCUGCCGGAGUAGAUUUCUUAUCCAUUUCUCCUCUUUGAGUUUGGCCUCAUGGCUUAUCAGGUUGAUAACGUGCAGAUCGAGGAGAAGGCGAGGGAGAAGUCGAUCGACGACUGGCUCCCCAUCACGUCUUCCAGGAAGGCGAAGUGGUGGUACUCGGCCUUCCACAAUGUCACGGCCUUGGUCGGCGCCGGCGUCCUCAGUUUGCCCUACGCUAUGGCGCAACUUGGAUGGGGCCCCGGCAUUGCAGUGCUCAUCCUGUCAUGGGUCAUCACCCUCUACACGCUGUGGCAAAUGGUGCAGAUGCACGAGAUGGUGCCGGGGAAGCGGUUCGACCGGUACCACGAGCUGGGGCAGCAAGCCUUCGGCGACAAGCUCGGCCUUUGGAUCGUCGUGCCGCAACAGCUCACCGUCGAGGUCGGCGUCAACAUCGUGUACAUGGUGACCGGCGGCAAGUCCCUCAAGAAGUUCCACGAUGUCCUCUGCCCCGACUGCAAGUCCAUCAAGCUCACCUACUUCAUCAUGAUCUUCGGCUCCGUACACUUCGUGCUCUCCCAGCUCCCCAACUUCAACUCCAUCUCCGGGGUCUCCUUGGCAGCUGCUGUCAUGUCGUUCAGCUACUCCACCGUUGCCUGGGGAGCUUCGGUGCACAGGGGGAAGCAAGCCAACGUGGAGUACGUCUACAAGUCGUCAAGCACCGCAGAAGGCGUCUUCAACUUCUUGAGCGCACUGGGAGAUGUGUCCUUUGCGUACGCCGGCCACAACGUGGCGUUGGAGAUCCAAGCUACGAUCCCGUCGACUCCCGAGAAUCCCUCCAAGAAGCCCAUGUGGAAAGGCGUCGUCGUCGCCUACAUCGUCGUUGCUCUCUGCUACUUCCCCGUGGCUUUCUUGGGGUACUGGGCGUUCGGCAACGGCGUCGCCGACAACAUCCUCAUUACGCUGAAUAAGCCGCGGUGGCUGAUCGCCACGGCCAAUAUUAUGGUCGUCAUCCACGUUAUCGGUAGUUACCAGAUCUACGCCAUGCCUGUGUUCGAUAUGAUAGAGACAGUGCUCGUCAAGAAGCUGCACUUCCCGCCGGGACUAGCCGUUCGCCUGAUUGGACGCAGUACUUACGUUGCGUUUACGAUGUUCGUCGGCAUGACCUUCCCUUUCUUCGGCGGACUGCUUGGGUUCUUCGGCGGCUUUGCUUUUGCCCCGACAACAUACUUCCUUCCCUGCGUCAUGUGGCUUUCUGUUUACAAGCCUAGAAGAUUCAGCUUAUCUUGGAUCAUCAACUGGAUCUGCAUUCUGCUCGGAGUUCUGCUGAUGAUUCUGUCGCCCAUCGGAGGACUUCGGCAAAUCAUAAUGGACGCCAAGAGCUACGAGUUCUACUCGUAGGCUGCCGCGAUGGACCAAUAAAUCUGAUGGUCUCUCCUAUGUGCAUAAGUGUAGCCACCUGUAGUGGCUUAAUAAAUGAGGAGAACAUGGUGUAAAUACAUGUGGAGCUGUUUC